Rubroshorea leprosula is the source of this 1498-nucleotide messenger RNA. Lineage: Eukaryota; Viridiplantae; Streptophyta; Magnoliopsida; Malvales; Dipterocarpaceae. The record is from the annotation of a GenBank genome assembly.
UCACUCCAUACCGCUUUUUUAUAUGUCACAGGAUCUUCCCCCAAGUCGUCACCACUCACCACCACCACCACUUCUUUCAUCCGUCGAUACCCAGAAGGGAAGUCAGGAAUGGAACCGAAACUAACUGCGGACAUAGACCAGAUGCCCCCGCGAGGGCCCCAUCACCGUCGUGCCCACUCUGACACUGGCUUCCGCAUUGAUGAUCUCUUCCUCUGGGACGUCUCCGACGUCGACCUCUCCUCCCUCGACCUCCCCGCACCUCCCUCCAAUCCCUCCCCUUCUCAUGUCAUACCCAUCCCCGCUGAUUCCUCAGACGACUCCUCAUCCAAUGGCCAACCUCGCCCUUCUCACCCUAGGCAAAUCUCCUCCCACCUCCGCAGCCUCUCCGUCGAUUCCGAUUUCUUCGAUGGACUCGGGUUGACUGGACCCGCAGUUUCCGGAGCCGCUGAAGAGAAAUCUGGCGGGAAAUUGGUGGCGGGUGAGAAGAGAGCACACCAUAGGCACAGUAAUUCCAUGGAUGGGUCUACUUCUGCACUCUUUGACCUAGACUCUGUUAUGGCUGUGGAUGGUGUUAAGAAAGCUAUGGCUCCCGAUAGACUAGCUGAACUGGCUCUGAUUGAUCCCAAGAGAGCUAAGAGGUAUUUUCUGCUAACCUUUAUGAUUCUGGCUAACAGGCAAUCUGCUGCGCGUUCAAAGGAAAGAAAAAUUAGGUAUACCGGCGAGCUGGAGAGGAAAGUGCAGACUCUUCAGACAGAAGCUACCAAUCUCUCUGCCCAGGUUACAAUGUUGCAGAGGGAUACUACUGGUUUGACUGCUGAGAAUAAGGAACUCAAAUUACGACUGCAGGCAAUGGAACAGGAAGCACAACUUAGAGAUGCCUUGAAUGACGCUUUGAAGGAAGAAGUGCAGCGGCUUAAGAUAACAGCUAGUCAAAUGUCAGCCAUGAAUGGGAAUCCUUUCAACAGGGUACUACCUCCUCAAUUUGCAGGUCAGCAAUCGGUCUUGCAUCAGUUUGGUGGUCCUCAGACCCAGCAGCAGCCGCUACAGAUGCCUCAACCAUCCACCAACAACCAGACUCUCAACAGACAGCCUCACCCGCACUUCAUGGACUUUGACCAGAGGGUCUAGUCUCAUGUUGGAAUCAAAAAAUGCAGAAGAAAAUUUGUUUAAUGUAGCUUUUUGUACAUAGGAAUAUGUAUAUCUGUUGCAGGUAGAGGUGGUGAAGAGUGUUGCUUGACUAGAGAUGUGUUGCAUGGAAACCUUAGGUCUUAUUCGGUUAUUGAUGGCUAGAUGAUUGUAGUAACCUAUCUUUAUAACUUACAGAACCUGUCGAGUAGAGAUUAGUAUGACCUUAACAUAUCAUGUUCUUAUAAAGGGGAAUGCUGCAAAUCUGGUAACAUUCGAAACAGCAACAGCAAUUGAUGUGGCUGGCACGUCCAUGACUGUUUUCGGGUCACAGAAAAUCACAGAACAAUGAGAAUAAAAUUAAGGAGGUUAU